AGAAAAAAUGGCUUUAAUAACUUCAACAAUAUGGGGAGACAUAGCAGCACUUUUGAUUACUGUGGGAUUUCUAAUUAUCCUAUAUUUCAAAUACGCUUUUACUUACUGGAAGAGAAAGAACGUCCCAUAUAUCGAACCAAAGUUUCCCUUGGGAAACCUUAAGUCGUAUGUGUUAAGAUCGUACGUUCCGGGUCCAGAUUCAGCCGAAUACUACAACGAGCUAAAGAGUAGGGGUCAUAAAUUCGGCGGAAUUUUCACGUUAUUUCGACCAGUGUUAGUUUUAACCGAUCCUGAUUACAUCAAGGACAUUUUGUCAAAGGAUUUUCAGCACUUUGUAGACAGGGGAGCAUAUCAUGUAGAUGAGGACGCCUUAACUAACAACCUAUUUAGUAUUGGCGACGAUAAAUGGAAAGGUCUAAGAUCUAAGCUUUCGCCGACGUUUACAUCUGGCAAAAUGAAGAUGAUGUUUAAUACUGUGUUGGAGUGCAGUAAUUAUAUGGUUGAUUUUAUGAAUGAGAAGGCUAGGAGCCAGCAGGAUAUUGAUAUUCUCGAGGUUCUGGCUUCUUUUACUGUAGAUGUAAUAGGAGCAUGCGCCUUUGGUUUGAAUUGCAACAGUUUCAAGGAUAAGGAUGCUGAAUUUCGUACUGUUGGUCAAUCGCUUUUUAAGGACCACGGUAUAAUACACGCCAUAAAACGCUUUUUAGUUGCAGCCGUACCUGAUAUGUCAAAAGCACUUAAAAUUAAACCCACAGUACCGAAAAUAAGCAACUUUUUCUUCGACGUGGUGAAAAAUACAUUAAAGUACAGAAAGGAAAAUAACAUUUCCAGGCCCGAUUUUCUACAAUUAGUUAUCAAUAUACACAAAGAAGAUCCCACGUUUACCCUGGAGGAUUUAGUUGCGCAAGUGUUCGUAUUUUUCCUAGCCGGUUUCGAUACGUCGUCAGCUGCAAUGAAUUUCACAUUAUAUGAACUAUCCAGAAAUCCCGAGAUACAAAAUAAAGUACGGGAAGAGAUUAAAGCAGUAUUGAAAAAGCAUAACAAUAACAUCACUUAUGAAUCUCUGCAUGAAUUGAAAUAUUUAGGACAAGUUUUAGAAGAAACUCUACGACUGUACCCUUCAGUAGUUACUCUUACAAGGAAGUGCACUAAGGACUACCAACUAAGAGAUACUGAUGUCAUUAUAGACAAAGGAACUAUAGUAUAUAUUUCACUGUACGGUCUUCAUAGAGAUCCUGAAUACUACCUGGAUCCUGAAAAGUAUGAUCCUGAUAGAUUUAGUCCAGAAAACCAAGGUAGCAGACAUCAGUUUGUUUAUUUGCCUUUUGGAGAUGGGCCCAGAAAUUGUAUAGGUUUAAGGUUUGGCGUUAUGCAAUCAAAAAUUGGACUUAUAAAAAUGUUGACCAAUUAUAAAUUCUCAAUAAGCCCAAAUGCAGAAUUACCCUUAUCGAUGGUUGGUGAUGUGAAUUUAUUAAGGAGCCAGGAGAAAUUGUUAUUAAGAGCAGAAAAAAUACCGUAAACUUGACUUUAAUGUAAUUGUCAUGUUAUUUAAUAGGUUUAUAUAAAUUUAGACAUUAAAUUUGCUAAAAGGCCGUUUGGGCUCAGCACUUUUGAACAUAAUGGCAUAAAUAACUAUUUUCUGAAUGUACGUUACCACAUAAAAAAGUAUUACUUACGUGACGUUUUAUUAAGUUUAAUACGCUGUGGUUGUGUUAGAAUUUCAUUAAAACAGGGACAACAAUGCAGAAGUAAAACUUAUACGUAGACUUAAUGUAAGAAGUAGGACACUUUAUGCACAGAUAAAUUGCUUACAACAUCAUCCUCCAUUCAGUUUCAGCUUUAUAAAGGAAAAUUAUUGCCACUCUGUUAGCAGUACAUAUUGCAGUUUCAUACUUUUAAACCG
Molecule: messenger RNA, 1900 nt
Organism: Brassicogethes aeneus
Lineage: Eukaryota; Metazoa; Arthropoda; Insecta; Coleoptera; Nitidulidae
Source: the annotation of a GenBank genome assembly